AUGGGUAAUUUGCCGGCCGAACGUUUAGAACCAUCUCGCGCUUUUAAAAAAUGCGGUGUUGAUUUCGCAGGUACAGUUACGAUCCGAACAAGUCUAAGAAAAAAAGCAGCAGUAACUAAAGGUUACAUUUGCGUUUUCGUAUGUUUUAGUACUCGUGCUGUUCACAUAGAACUUGUAAGCGACUUGACCAGUGACGCAUUUUUAAACGCAUUGAAAAGAUUUAUAGGCCGUCGAGGUGUUUGUUCAGAUAUAUAUAGUGAUAACGCUACUAAUUUCGUCGGGGCCAAUAAAAAACUUUUAGAACUUAAACAUUUAUUUCAAUCAACUGCUCAUUUAGAUAAAUUGUUUAAUGCAUUAGCAAAAGAUUGUAUUAAGUGGCAUUUUAUUCCCCCACGAUCUCCUCAUUUCGGGGGGUUAUGGGAAGCCUCUAUAAAAUCUAUAAAAACACAUCUUUACCGAGUUUUAGGCGAAUGCUAUUUAACGUAUGAUGAAUUAAAUACAAUUUUAAUAAAAAUAGAAGCUGUUCUGAAUUCUCGUCCACUUACUCCCCUAUCCUCAGAUCCUUUGGAUGCGACGCCAUUAACACCAGCACACUUUCUUAUUGGUGAACCAACUUAUUCAUUACCCGAACCUGACUUGUCGUCCGUACUUGAUAAUCGCUUAAAACGAUGGCAACGUGUUACUCAACUUACGCAGUGUCUUUGGAAACGUUGGAACAAAGAAUACCUAUCCCAACUCCAACCCCGAAAAAAAUGGUUAUCAAGUAAAGGCCCAGCUUUAAGUGUUGGUACUUUGGUGUUAAUUAAAGAAGAUAACAUUCCUCCAUUGUCCUGGUCUCUGGGACGUGUGUUACGUGUACAUGCGGGCUCUGACGAAGUCAUUCGUGUUGCGACUGUAUUAAGUCGCUGCAAAGAAGUAAAAAGGUCUGUUCGUAAGUUGUGCCCCCUUCCAUUCGAAGGCAAUUUCAAUGUACAGUAA
Molecule: messenger RNA, 978 nt
Organism: Aphis gossypii (cotton aphid)
Lineage: Eukaryota; Metazoa; Arthropoda; Insecta; Hemiptera; Aphididae
Exons: 1
Coding region: 1-978 (325 amino acids)
Biological process (GO): DNA integration
Molecular function (GO): nucleic acid binding
Source: RefSeq, a predicted model, not a curated record